Messenger RNA from Closterium sp. NIES-67, 1426 nucleotides. NCBI's taxonomy places the organism in Eukaryota, Viridiplantae, Streptophyta, Zygnematophyceae, Desmidiales, Closteriaceae. The record is from the annotation of a GenBank genome assembly.
ACGACGAAGGCAUGUCGGGAAACGCCAAGCCGGAGCAAAACGAGGCAACUGGCAUCAACAAACUCUGCGCCUCGGUCCUGGAUGACUUGGCAAAAAUCAUUCGGGAAUAUCCCGAGAUUUUCCCGGACGACGUGCCAAGUGGACUGCCAACUGAACGACCCCAAGGCCACAAAAUCGAGCUGGAGCGCGGCGCGCAGCCUAGUGUACGAACGCAAUGGCGCUUGACUCAGCCCAAGCUACACGAAUUGCGGAACCUAUUUGACAACCUGCUGGCUAAAGGGUUUAUUCGGCCGAGCACGUCCCCGUUCGCUGCGCCGAUCCUGUUCACCCCAAAGAAGGACGGCAGACUUCGCAUGUGUACGGACUAUCGUGCCUUUAAUCAGGUAACGCUUAAAUCGCGCUUCCCAAUCCCACGCACGGACGAGCUGAUUGACAACCUUCGCGGAGCUCGCUACUUUUCGAAGAUCGACCUUCGUGGAGGUUGCCAUCAAAUUUGGGUGUUCGCUGACGACUGCCACAAGAUCGUGUUUCGUACUCGCUACGGGAGUUACGAAUACACGGUGAUGCCGUUUAGAUUAACGAACGCCCCCUCGACGUUCCAGCUCACCAUGAACGGGGUGUUCCGCGAUCUACUCGACAAAUGUGUGAUAAUUUACUUGGAUGACAUCCUAAUUUACAGCAAGACCCGGGAGCAACAUUUAAAGGACUUGGAAGCGAUUUUUCAGUGGCUGCAGCAUCAUCGGCUCCAAGUGCGAGCUUUUAAAAAAAGAAAUGGAGUUCCUAGGGCAUUACUUCGCAUCACUGACCCGGAACGGCCCUUCGAAGUCAUCACCGACGCAAGUGACAUCUCCAUCAGAGCUGUGCUCAUGCAAAAUUUCAGCAAUGGUCUCCAACCAAUCACGUACGAGUCUCGGAAAAUGCAAUCUGCUGAGCGCAACUACCCGGUACACGACAAGGAGAUGCUGGCGAUUGUCCACGCGCUCAAAAUCUGGAGGUGCUACCUGACUGGCGUAGACGUGGCGUUACGAAGCGGGACGGAUCGAAUUUGGGUCCCAAGUUAUUGUCUACUUCGCGAAUUACUAAUUCAAGAAGUCCACGAUUCGAAUUUAUCGGGACAUUUCGGGGUUGAUAAAACUCUGAAGGCAUUGCAGCAGUUUUAUUGCUGGCCAAAUAUGGUGACGUGUGUGCAACGUUACGUGGCCGCGUGUCCGAUCUGCCAACGAAUAAAAUCAUCACAUCAGCGAUCGACAGGACUGUUGCAGCCCCUUGAGCCACCUCAACGCCCAUGGCAACACGUGACGAUGGAUUUCGUUACAGGCCUGCCGGCCGGAUCUAGCGGAAACGACGCAGUCUUGGUUGUCGUCGACCGAUUGACGAAAAUGGCGCAUUUCGCACCAUAACGUACAACCAUUACAACCAAAGAAAC